CAGUGCACAGCGUAACAGUCGGAGAGUAAAGACGUGAGUUUGGGAGCGCUAACGAAAUUCUUCCUGAAAAUUCCUCGUGACGGUUGCUUCCAGUGUAAUACACAUGCUGAUACAAUGGAGUUUGCGUAUGGCGGAUUCCGCUGAACGAAAGAGUUGCAAAAAUGUGCUUCUACUCAAAACGAGAGAGGAGAACAGUGAAGUGAGUCAAAAAGAAUAAGAUGCCAAGAAACCCGCAGUAUAUGUACAGCAAUAACAAGUCUGGCUAAAGACACGAAGCUCUCGAAUGCAUGAUAAAGCGAGUAAAACAUAUAAAUAUACAUGUGGAAGAAGUAUUAAAGAAGAGUGAAAAAUCAUUUACGACCAAGAAGACUAAACAAAACACACUGAAAUAAUAGCGACGUAUUUUCUAUUUACAAAGUUUCCAGUGAUGUUAAAAUAAGUGAAAAGAAAUUUGAGUGAAGGAAUUCAGCAGAAGAACAAGAAAUGCGAAGCUUAAACGAAUGCGCUGCGAUGCAGUUUGCUUAAGUAGUAGAGGAUUUCUGUUGGAACGUGAAUCAGCAGCUUCGUGAAGCGAAAUGAGUGAAAAGCAGUGAAGUGAAAAGGACAAUUCGCAUGUUCCGUUGCCUGAAAUACUGCACGAAAAUAUGAUGAUGGAGGAAGCGAAUUAUAUGCUGACUGAAAUCCCUGGUGGGUUUAUAUCCCACCGACCGCAUGCAAUACACCGCUUCGCACCGUAUCCGUUACAUCAGCCGCAUUUGCAGCCCGCGCCGAUAUAUAUUCACUCUCAGCCGAGAGUGGUGUGCCGACCGAAAACGCCUCCCACGCCACCGGCACCGGAAGGAACACAUAUCGGACAUCUGUAUCCGGAGAUUCUAGCCAUCAUAUUCGAAAAGCUCAGCGUGAAGGACCGCGGCAGAGCAGCACAGGUGUGUACGAUGUGGCGCGAUGCGGCGUACUCGAAAAGUUGCUGGAGGGGAGUGGAAGCUAGCCUUCACCUGUGGCGACGGUCACCUAGUUUGUUCACAUCAUUGGUGAAGCGUGGAAUUAAGAAGGUGCAAGUGCUUUCAAUAAAAAAAUCAGUGAAAGAUGUUGUUGUUGGUAUACCAAAUUUAGAGUCGUUAAAUCUUAGUGGAUGCUACAGCAUUACUGAUAUGGCAAUGUACUAUUCAUUUUCAACGGAUCUACCAAAUCUUAGACUGUUGGAUUUGUCACUGUGCAAGCAAGUUACCGAUUCCAGUCUUGGCCUCAUUGCACAACAUUUAAAAAACAUAGAACUGCUUGAACUAGGAGGAUGUUGCAAUAUAACUAAUACUGGUUUGCUAUUGAUUUCCCUAGGACUGAAAAAAUUGAAAAGGCUAAAUCUGCGAUCAUGCUGGAAUAUUUCCGAUCAAGGUAUAGGUCAUCUUGCUGGUCUGAGCAUUGAAACUGCUAGCGGUAUACCGUGUUUGGAGUAUUUGGGUCUUCAGGAUUGCCAACGUCUGUCGGAUGAAGCUCUUCGGCAUAUAGCGCAAGGAUUGACAUCACUGAAAAGUAUUAAUCUUAGUUUUUGCGUGUGUGUUACCGACAGCGGAUUAAAACAUUUAGCGAAAAUGAUCAAAUUGGAAGAGCUGAAUCUGAGGGCUUGUGAUAAUAUAUCGGAUAUUGGAAUGGCAUAUCUCACAGAGGGUGGAAGUUCCAUUUCAUCGUUGGAUGUUAGUUUUUGUGAUAAAAUAGCAGACCAGGCGUUGACACACAUCUCGCAAGGAUUGUUCCACCUGAAAUCCCUCAGUCUCAGCGCAUGUCAGAUAACCGACGAGGGGCUGGGCAAAAUUGCCAAAUCUCUGCAUGAUUUGGAAACGUUAAACAUUGGCCAGUGUAGUCGUGUUACUGACAAGGGAUUGGAGGUUUUAGCGGAGGAGCUUAACAACUUACGUGCCAUCGAUCUAUACGGCUGUACUCGAUUAUCGCCGCUUGGAUUAAAUAAAAUUUACAAACUACCGAGACUGUCUAAAGUUAAUUUAGGAUUAUGGCAUGUCAGGUGAUGCGUUAUUCUAUUACAAAUUGAUUGUUAAAUUUUAGUUUUUUUUAAUUGAAAUUGUAAUUAGAUAUGCGAUAGUAUUCUCUGUUACAGGGAUCGUAAAUGUAAAUCGUAGGAACGAAAUUGUCACAAAAUCCACAAUCUAGCAAAAGAAAAUAUUAGACUAAAGACAAGCAUAUUCAAUAAAUACUCUCUGUCGUCCAUCCUUCUGAGGGUUGAAUGCAACUACUGCUAAAACUGAAUAUAAAAUAUUUGCUAUGUUAGCAGACAAAUUAACAACAUUCUGUAAAUAUUGAUGAAAAUAUGAAAAGACUCUAAAUAAAAGCAGGAAAUCCAAGAUACAUGCUGAGAUUUUCCCUGAAGUGAAGCAUGCAA
This is a messenger RNA of Topomyia yanbarensis, 2392 nucleotides long. It is a transcript of the gene Ppa, whose product is annotated as F-box/LRR-repeat protein 14. Gene Ontology annotation, molecular function: protein binding. The record is from RefSeq and is a predicted model, not a curated record. The transcript has a single exon. NCBI's taxonomy places the organism in Eukaryota, Metazoa, Arthropoda, Insecta, Diptera, Culicidae. The coding region runs from base 645 to 2021 and encodes 458 amino acids. Gene Ontology annotation, biological process: SCF-dependent proteasomal ubiquitin-dependent protein catabolic process. Gene Ontology annotation, cellular component: SCF ubiquitin ligase complex.